CGCAGGCAUUUUUCGGUACUGUAUGAGUCGGUGGUCGAUGCGGCAGGUUGGCUCGCGCUACUCCGUCAGUCGUUUCCUUGUGAGUUCGGUCCAGUCCGGUGUCAAAGUUGACGCAAGAGUUGCGCCCAGUGUUUUGCGAGGACGGUGCGGCGUCGGAAGUGCGUGACAGUGUUUCUGCAAGUAUUUGAAAACUGUCCGCGUCAAGUACAGUCUGUUGCUAACCCUAACAAAAAGAAACAAACGGCAGCGGCUCUUAGAUGAUUGCGUGAGGGACCUCGGGCGACUGCUACCACGAUAUUGGAUCCUGGGCUGAGCUUGUCGUUUUGCCACCCUCCUCAUGUGGCCGCCCGCGCAUGGGAUACCCUUUCCACUGGACAGGCCGUGAGAAGCAAGCCCGAGGCAUCGACGUUGUGCCGAGACAUCGGGAACCAAGAUGCAGCCGCGUUAGUCGACGAAGGUUCACCAACUCGGCGCCAGCGUCGGAGCAGAAAGCAAACAGCCUGUGCUUGGGCACCUGCAAAAACCAAGGAGUUUGGGUUCUUGGAUAUGCAAGCCACUUACAUCUCAAGAUAUGGAGGUGUGAGCGCCGGACGUCCAAAAUGAGCCCACUCCCUGGCGAUCGCAUCCUGCGGGGCCCGAGCCUCCCGCCGCCACGUCGUCUGAUUUGAGGCCGCUGCUGUCGUUUUCGGUGCGUCGUUUUUCAGACGGCUACAAGAUGGCGGACCACAGUGAGCUGGUGACAGAGAUGAGCGUUGUGGAGAAGAUGAGCACCCAGGAGCGGCUGAAGCACGCCAAGAAGCGGCGCCAGCAGCAGCUGAAGAAGUGGAGCCAGCACGAGCGCGAGCUGCAGAAGUCCAAGAAGGGCAAGGCCUCGUCGCCGGCCGUCGCGCCGCCGCCCACAGAGUACAAGGUGCACUUCGUCCCCAGCGUCAUGCUCCUCGAGGCCGCAGCACGGAACGACGUUGACGAAGUCCGGCGCUUGCUGAUGCUGGGAGUGAGUCCCGAUUCUACCAACGAGGACGGGCUCACGGCAUUGCACCAGUGCUGCAUCGAUGACAGCGAGGAGAUGAUGAAGCUGCUUAUCGACUUCGACGCCAACGUGAACGCGAAGGACAGCGAGCAGUGGACGCCCCUGCACGCGGCCGCCACUUGCGGUCAUAUUCACCUCGUCCGCUACCUCAUCUCCAGAGGUGCUGACCUCUUAGCUGUCAAUGCCGACGGCAACAUGCCAUAUGAUAUAUGUGAAGAUGAGCCGACGCUAGACUACAUUGAAUCUGAGAUGGCAAAAAGGGGCAUCACCCAGGAAAUGAUUGAUGAAACCAGGGCAGCCAAUGAAGUAAUGAUGCUAAGUGACUUGAAGGGCCUGAGUGACGCGGGCGGUGACUUGGAAUUCAGGGAUGAGCAAGGUGCCACACCUUUGCACAUUGCAGCAGCCAAUGGGUACGUGUCUGUGGUCGAGUUCCUCCUGGAUCAGCAUGUGUCAACAGAUGUAUGCGACAAUGACCAAUGGCAGCCGAUUCAUGCAGCGGCUUGCUGGGGUCAUCCGGACGUGUUGGAAAUGCUGGUACAGGCUGGUGCUGAUCUGAAUGCACGCACCAAGAAUGGCGAGACACCAUAUGACAUCUGUGAAGAUCCUGACCUGAAGGAGAGAAUUGUGCAACUACGAAGUGAAAUGGAAACAAAAAGGGCCAUGCAGCCAAACAAACUGCGGCGUUCACAAAGCCAGAAUACUCGCAGCCAAUCGGUGCGUCGAACAAGCAUCCGUGAGAAAGGCAUGAUUUCCCGCCGAGAGGCUCGUGAGGAAGCCCGCAUCCGCCAAGAGCAGCAGGCACCACUGGGCAAGGAUGAGGAUGAAGAAGCGGUGAGGAGGAAGUCUGAAGGUGAUGUCAUGAAUGGUGACUCUGGCUCACUGACAAGCCCUGGCAGCGAUAGCGAGCGACCGGCCAACACAGUCUCAUCUGUGCCACUGUCAUUGGCCCCUCCAACCACUGCUGUGGAAGUGGCAGGGGCAGCAAGUUCCCCGAAUCGUUGUGGCUUGGAAGGAGUGGCUGACCCAGGGUCAUUGGGGUCACUAGCCCCGAUGCCCCCGCCGUCGUAUUCUGAGGUCUCGCCAAUGCCGGCAAGGCACCAGGGGGGCGCUGCGGAGGCAGUCAAGGUGGAAAUCCACGUGACCGUGAACACUCAACAAGCAUCUGUAGGCUUCUCGCCUCAGAAUGGAACGCUCUCAGACUUGAAGAAACACAGGGCCGACCUUCGAAACAGUCGUGGCUCCCUCACACUGUCUGCCUCACAGCAACAGGAAAUAGUCGGCAAAAUGGCAGCAUCUGCCACAGCACUUGGACAGAAUGGACACCAGCACCAUUUCAGUGCCACUGUUCGAAAACCGAGCUAUGAAGCUCCUCCAUCACCAUCGACGUCCCUUCGGCGUUUUCGUAGCGAUCCUUCAGAGAUAGUGGGUGAGCCGCACCGUAAGGACUGUUGUGCCCUCAUGUGAUGAUGCCAAAAGGACAACGAAGAAAAGAAAAAAAAAAGGAAAAAAAAAAAGAUAUUUACCUUUGGGUUUUCAAACAAUGCACUUGCAAAAGCAUUUGCACUCCUCAACAUUUUCGACGUUGCGAUGACGCGAAACACAGUGCUUGUGCUCGCGACCGCAGUGAGCUUCAUGGUGGGUAAUGGUUCCGGUUAGAUAGAGAGGCUAGUGAUAGGUUACCCCAGGUGCGCAUGUGCCAAUAUAUGAUACACGACGUGUUGUCCAGAAAAAUGCUUAUACUUUUCCUUCUAGAGGUUGUUGUAAUUCCAGGCAGCCUAAUACGAUGAAAGCCACUGUCCAAAUUUUUUGGCAUUUUGUGAUGGGCUUUCAUGUAAACAAAACGUAAAGGACAUUCAGUGAAUUAAGUCCAAAGGACAGGUAAAUGUGCCAAUGGACAAUUUAUUUUUGCUUCAGUUCAUUGUGUGCUCCUUGUACCAGCACAUUUUUACAACGAGUGGAUUUGUACCGGAGAUGCUCAAAGGGACAUAUAUGCGGUAUAUUCAAGCCAUAGUGAGUGGUUAAGUUUUUUGCCAGCAGUAGUGUGCGAUUGUUUUUGGAAAUCAUGUCUGCAUUAGAGUGAAGCUUUUCUUUACACUGUACCUUAUAAUAAGAUUAUAUAGCAGGCAUCUGAACUUUCCACAUAUCGAAAGUUUAAACAAACUAACAGCACCAAAAAAUUAUUAGGACAUUUUCUAUGAAAGAAGUGAACUUUACCACAGCUUGGGCACACAGCCUGUAAAAGAGUGUUGGUUGCACAUACUAGAGCAGAGUGAAAAUGAAAUUGGGACUGCAAAUUUUGUGGAUUUCACAGGUUCUGCAUCCUGUAGGUACCAACACUACCUUCGACUAGUGAACCAUUCCAUAAAAGUAAUAUAAUGCUGCUGCAGUCUUGCCUGUGGCCUUUACAGCUGUUUUAUUGCAAAGGAAUUGGUUAAACACUGUCUUGUUGCCAAGCUUGAUGUUAAAGUUCAAGUGGUUGUUGCAGCUUUACAAGUGACUGGAAAGUGAAUUUGUUUUGUACAGCAGCGAAAAUGCAUUUAAUAUGGUAUGUUUUACAAUGAAAAGGCUUUUUCUGUCAAAGUAGGCAGUGGAACUACUUUGGUCCUGUUGCACGUAGAUGAAUUCACAGUUCAGACAAGGUGUCACAAUGACUUUUCACUUUGCAUUACGGCAUGUUGUUGACAUGGCCACCACCAUUUUUUCUUUACAUGGGGGUUUAUUAAUGCAUAUGCAGCUAAUGACAUCGCGCCUGAACAGAAGUACUGAGAUUAUCUCGAGACAUUCUCUGUUUGGCUUCCAAUCGGAAUGCAAGUAGAACCUCGUUGAUACAUUCCGGUAUGUUAUGUAUUCCCUGCUCUUACGCUCUGAAAAUGCUGGUUCCAUUUAGUUACCAUAGGGUAAUGCAUAUUAGCUUCCCGGUUAUGUCCAAAAACGUGAUUAUGCCACUGACAUGGCAUAAUCAAUCAGUGGUGCUUGCAUUAACCGUCACUAUUGUGACCUUCGAUACCUUGCGCAGCUACUUUGAUAUACACAGCUGUGCGGAAACUGAAGAAAGAACUGUGUGCUUAAAAAGAGGCUGUUAUUGUUCUUUGACACACAUGCAAGAUGGAAAUCGUAAGCUUCAUUUAGUGCAAUUCAUUGCUACAACUGCUCCGAAAAUGUUAAAUCUAACUGCCAAGUAGCAAAAGCAAGCUUUACGUAAUGGGUUUGCAAUAGUUAAUUUGCUUUCUACCAAACUUAAAGUAAAGUUCUGUGUAAGAGUAACUUUUUGCCUCAUUUGUACAAUUGCCACAAAUGUUCUUGGAUGUUACAUAUUCCUGAAACCAUUCAAUAUUUGUUUACGUGCUCCUCUAAGAAGUGUAGUAAUGAGGUUCUACUUUAUAGUGUAAAUGCAGCAUCUUGUUUCAUAUACAAGUAUGUAGAAAAGAAAAAUGGGGCUGUUGCACUUUCUCUGGUCCACAUGCUUAUGCCACAUGACAAGUCCUCACUACACUGCACAUAAAUAUUUCUACCAAUCUGCAAUAUGUAUAACCCAUUUUACCUUGGUUUUCUAGACGUUGCCAUUCUAAACAGUAGCCUCUAUCCAUAAUGCACUUGGCAAGAGCAAAUUAACAAACUCGUCUAACACUAUAUAAAGAUUUAAGCUAGUUUUGUUUUGAAACUUUGUAUUGAUAGGUAGAGUGAAAAAAAAUUCAAGCUUUUACUUUUUGAAUAUUGUACUCAAAUUGUGAUGCCAAUGUGAUGUCAUGUAUCUCGUGGCAUUUUCAUGGAUGUUUACCAUUUUUAUGCAUUCAUAUAGGAAGAGUUCCCAACAGCUACAGCUCGCGAGUUUUGAUUGCAUUGGAAUGCAGUUUAAUCCUCCAAUGUGGGUAAUUGACUAUCACCCAGCAGCCACUGUCAUAAUUUGACAUCAUGGGAACAGGAACUUCAAGCUAGUGUUGUUACACACAUAAACAUUUUUUUUGUGUGUGUCUGUACAUAUUUCCUGGCUUGCUAUGCAAGCAUUAAAUUAUAGUAAGUCUGACAUACUUACCAUUACAGAAGUGCAACUUUUAAUAGUUCUCUUUCGUGCCCCUUUCAGACUCCUUUGUUUAUAGACAGAUUGCCAAUACAUGUAUGGUGCUGCAGUAUACAAAGUUUCACGUUAACUGCCCAGUGCUCUAGAUGACGUACACUGUGUGAUUGGAAGAGAAUAGCCUGUACAGUGUUGAUUGAUGAAAUUGUGUGUGGCAAACAUUAUAGUGGAUGGCUUCCUCUGUUGCGGGUACUAGCUUGUUCAGGCCGAUGCCAGUGUUCAUUAAUCGUGCAAGUUGGGGAUGUAGCAUUUGUAGUAAUCCUAGUGUAUCUCAAACAUUAAUUUUCUGCUUUGGAACUCCAUUUCUAAAGUAGUUAGAACAUUUUCUUUUAAAUAAGAGUAAAUCUUGUCUGCACUGUGAAAGAUUAUUGAUUAUUGAUUAUUGAGACCUUUGAAGUCAGUGAGCAGCUGUGUUUCAGGACAGGUAUAAGAGGCACUAAAGAGUAUGGCUUGUUCAGAGCCUUUGUGCCCUUCAGUCUUGUUUCAGAUGAUGACGAAGCUGGGGCAUUUCUGACAUAGGAAAAUUAUUAAACAUGUGACAGCUAAAGAACAAUAACCUAACACUAGCAUAAUUGAACGCACAAAGUUUGUACUUCGGUGGCAAAUUCUUUUUUAAUUUUAAAGUAAUGAAUGGGUCAUUUUUGCUUCAAAUGGCACUUCAGUGGGCAUUUCAGAGCUAAGUGCUUCGCUUUAACGCACAUGAUAUGUAGGGGCUGGUUUGAGCUUCAAAAAUACACACAUGUACCCUAUGCUGCCGCAUAUUUUCCAUGAAUGUGUUUAGUAGUAGUGUUUUAACUGGUCCUUUCAUCUAUUGUGUACAGUCGGCACUACUAGCUAGCCAGCCAUUAUCUUACUCAUGUUGACUAAAUGUAGAGUUGUACGCUGUAGGUCAAUUUUAAUUGCAACUCUGAACAUACUUCUACGGAGAACUGUGUGGGUGACAAGUUAUUGCUUGUUUGCUUCACUAAGCUUCAAUUCUUUGAGAAUGUUGGAGCUGUGAAGUGUCUUGUCCUCAGUGGGACCAUUGUAAGAGAUGCAGAAUGUUGUGAACACUGCACCUUGUUGACCUGUCUCUUGACAGCUGUAUAGAGUUAGAUGGGUUUACUGCUGAAAUCUUUUACCACAAAGUGUGGCUCUCCAUAAUUUAGGAUGACUGUUUCCCCGGUAUGUGCUGGCCUGAAUAACCCUCUUUCUUUUUUCAAUCCUCCUGGCGUUUUUUUGCCAGCAUUUCUUUUCUGUGUAAAAUGUAUAAAUAUAGCCAAACAGCAGAUAAGCUGCAUGCUCUGUAGUGUUAUAGAUAUAAACCUUGUUUUGUUGUGUUUAUGCUGCAUUUUGAUGUCUAGUGCGGCAGUCGUAAGCAUUAUAUUUUAAAAUAAGAAACUUCAUCAUUCCACCAGACAGACAUGCCCAGGAUUGUGAAAGGCUGCCAAAUAGAAACCAGAAUGUUUUUUUUGUUUUCAGAUACAUUGUUCUUGGGCAAAUUGUUUUUUGCUUUUGUUGCAAGGGAAAAAAUUUCUUCAUCCGAGUGAUGUUUUUCCCCGUCUGUUCGCAGAAAAGAAACACCGUAGGAAGGGCACACUAUUUGAUGAAAAUGUUGAACACAUAUACAAUUAUUUUUUGUGGCAUAUAUGUCUGCGAUGACAUCGUUAUGCCUAUGCUACCAAAAGAUGAGCCUAGUGACAAUUAGUCUGAGCAUGUUAGCAGCAUUCCAGUUUGGGUGUUUGAAGUAUCACCAGGUCUAGCCAAAGCUUCUUGAGAUGCCAUCCUGGUUGGUGCCAACAAGUUUUAACCACCAAGUUCAUAAAGGCCAGAAACAAAUAUUCAUCUGCAGGCAUAGUGUGGGUCCUUUUUGGCAUCUUGCUGGUGGUACUUUUGGGCUGGUUACAUAAGGCAGUAGUUGUGCUGCGGUUUGUACUAGUGCGUACUUGUCAAAGACAGUGUCAUUUCUGAUGACUGCACUGCCCUAAGUAGUGGCCUUUCAAGUGCAGUAAAUCACUGCCUUGCUGCAAGCACCCAUAGCCAGCUGGUACCAAUCAGCUUAAUGUCUAGACUGUGUGAUGCGACAAGCUUGUUUGAUCUGCACACAUAUUGACGUCCUUUUAGCUAACAGUCUGUGCAUGAGCGUAUCUUUGUACAUUGCUGCAUGCACUGUUUGGGAGUAUUCAUCGGAUUGUGUUGCCAACAAACUGGAAGUCUUCAAGCUGCUGUGACAGUGACACACAAUUGUUGCCAACGUAGCAACAGUCAACAGAAUCCACUGUAAAACUGCCAUGUUGCAAUCAGCCGGUGGUAGUUAUGGCUACCACCUCAAAUGUAACCGGGUGUAUCUAAUUUUAAGCAGUUGCUGUCAAGCAUCGUCAGACGUGUUCCUGAUUACGUAUUGCACAGCAGUGUGACAGAAACACGAAAAAUUUUAGGCUGAUUGGAGCCUUUUAAAAUGGGCUGGCAGCUCAUAUUGUGUCGGUGACGAUUACAGCAACUGUGUUAAUUUUCUGUGAAUUCUUGACCAGCUCUCCAGCCGAUAUGGAUUUUUUUCCUUUCGGCAUGUACUCUGCUGUGCAGCUGUAGCAGAGUGUUUCUGUAACUUGUGCACUUUCUUCUCUUUAGAAGGCCAUGAAUAAAACCUGGGAAUACUG
Dermacentor andersoni is the source of this 7741-nucleotide messenger RNA. RefSeq names its product Myosin phosphatase targeting subunit 75D (gene MYPT-75D). Gene Ontology annotation, molecular function: myosin phosphatase regulator activity; enzyme inhibitor activity; protein binding. Lineage: Eukaryota; Metazoa; Arthropoda; Arachnida; Ixodida; Ixodidae. Gene Ontology annotation, cellular component: cytoplasm. The record is from RefSeq and is a predicted model, not a curated record.